This is a messenger RNA of Lactuca saligna, 426 nucleotides long. The record is from the annotation of a GenBank genome assembly. Lineage: Eukaryota; Viridiplantae; Streptophyta; Magnoliopsida; Asterales; Asteraceae.
AUGAUGGAGAAGGAUCCUCAAAUCAAACAACUGUUGAAGCCGGCACACAUGCUGAAGAUGUUCAAGCAACUACACAUGACCAAACUUUUGAAGCAGGAAUGUGGUUAUGAACCUCAUGAUAUUGAACAUGAUUUGGAAAAGGUAAAUGUGAUGUCUGAACCAGUUUCAAAAGUUCAAAUGAUUGAAGAUCACUUGGAAGCCGACUUAGAAGGGGAUGCUAAUGAGAUUGAAGAUAACUUGGAAAUGGUUAGUGAAGAUGAUGAGGAAAUUGAUGGGGAGAAUGUCUUCAUUGAAGAUACACAAGUUGUUGGGAGGCCUAGGAAAAGGAAGAUUUCUGAGAGAAAUGUGAAGAUCAAGCUGAAGAAAGUAGUUUAUGAUAAGGAUGGAGGGGGUUCUAGUAUUGAGAAACCUGUUAAUUUGGAGUAG